Cyprinodon tularosa is the source of this 2102-nucleotide messenger RNA. RefSeq names its product CD27 molecule (gene cd27). NCBI's taxonomy places the organism in Eukaryota, Metazoa, Chordata, Actinopteri, Cyprinodontiformes, Cyprinodontidae. The record is from RefSeq and is a predicted model, not a curated record. The transcript is spliced from 7 exons. Gene Ontology annotation, molecular function: transmembrane signaling receptor activity; protein binding. Gene Ontology annotation, cellular component: external side of plasma membrane; membrane. Gene Ontology annotation, biological process: apoptotic process; immune response; signal transduction. The coding region runs from base 791 to 1495 and encodes 234 amino acids.
CGCAAUGCUUUUAAGUGUGUUCAUCAUAAGGUUCUGGAUUACUUUCUAGAUACUGAUAGAUGGAAAUGGUUAUCUUGGUUUUAUUUUUUUUAUCUUCCUUUUUACAUGUUUUACCACUUUUUCCUUAUCUUUUCAUUUAUUUAUGACGUAUGGAACCAUUUUUCAUUAUAUCUCUGCAUAUGGGGAGUAUUUAUGAUUACCAGCACCUGGUGUGAAUAUAACAGCCUUAUUAUAUAUAUAUAUACUGAGAAAACAUUGAAAUGUUUAAUAGUCCUUUUUCUGCUCUAUGAAGUAUGAGUAUCGAAGCUGCAGCUUAAUUUCGUAUCAUCUGGAGUGUUGAAAAGGUUUCAGAACUGAUCAUCAGUCACUUCCUUAAAUGCUUAACUGUUCAACGGUUCUGGGUAAGUAUGAUAAAACAGUUUUCAGUUAAAUGAGUGGUACAUCAUAGUUUACUUUCAUCAUCAAGCAACAUGACAAGGAAGAAAGAUGAAAAAGUCAUGCUGUUCUUAGCCAAACACUUGCAUUCGGAUGAGGCGAACCAGAAGAUGGAAAAAACGUGGAGGACACUCUGUGAGGGAUAUAGGGGGACAUGUUGAUGUGCACUGAUCUUUAGGGUCCCAGUGAUGGCAGUUAGAGGAUUAGAUGGGAAGGAAAACAGACUGAAAAGACAAGUUUCAUGAUGAGUCACUUUGUGACAUUUUAAGAGAAGAGUCCCCUGACACAUUUCUAGUCCUCUCUCAGUCUCACACUCAGAGGGUCCCAGGUAACAUCUUCUGUCAGCUUCUCCUACAUGAUGCUGCCUCUCUGUUAUCUUACCGUUUCAAUGCUUUGGAGACUUCAGUUUCUCUCCUCUGCACUUGCUAUCCAGUGCAACGAGAAUACCCAAUAUGAAUGGCCAAUACUCAACCCCAAGCAAUGUUGCAACAAGUGUCCACCAGGUCAUUAUUAUGUUAAACGGUCUGAGACCACUUGUGACAUCUCAUGCAAGAAAUGCACGGGUGAGAGGUUUAUGGAUACCUACACCCUAGAAUCAACCUGCAAUAUUUGUGGAACAUGCACAGCAGAACAUUCUGAGGUUGAAUCCAACUGUACAAUAACCCACAAUACUGUUUGCAAGUGUAAGGCUGGCUACAGAUGCAUAGACAAGUCCUGCAAAAAGUGUGAGCCUGUUCCAAAGACCAUCAAACCCACCCUGCCACCACCCACUACAGUAAAAAUUUGGCUCACCUCCAUAACAAAAACAACUGAAAAACCAAGAAACCCAAUCAGAGACACACAGUGGUUCCUGGUGAUAGUCGCCCUUCUAUGCGCUGGAAUAGCAUUGGUUGUUGUGACCAAAAUCAAGCCUUUCCUCCACUGGAUUCGGUCCAACCACGGUUAUUUUUUUGUUGAAAAACCAGUCCUUCCAUGCACAGUGGACGAAGAUGUGUCAAAACCAGUCCAGGAGGUUUGUGGAAAAUGCGACAACUGCAUCGAUAUCUGUAUAAAAGAAUAGAUGCUGAUCGCUGAUGAACGACAAUAUUCUCUGACUCAAGAAAGAAACAACAUCUCCCUUAUUUCUCCGGAUCUUGUUGAUGAAUGCAGAGAAACAUAACUCAAGUUGUUAUAAUGCAGAGGAACCACAGUGGAUGAAUGGUUUAGAAACUACUGUCUGUUACUGAGAGGAAACAUCACAAGAUAUCUGCAUCCUGAAUACUCAAAAACUAACCAUAUAAAAACUACACUGGGAAGAUUUAUUCUACCUAAACACACAGAGUGGGACACUAUGACAGUCCUGCAUGGGCUAUUUGGUCUUUUGCCAAAUGGGUAUGUACUAUGGUACACUGUACUAUAUAGGAGGAGCACACAUGAGACUAUAUUUAAGUAAAAUUUAUGAGAUUAUCUUUUAGAGAUGAAUGUGAUAGAUGGGCCCAAACAUGUUUCUAAGUAAAUAUGUUUCCUUAUGAAUUAUCUCCUGUAUAUAUGUAUAUAGACUGACAUUCUGAUUUGUUUUUAGAUCAUAAAUAUUAAAUAGGGAAUACCUUGAAAAGUUAAAUACAUUCUUUUAUUUUUCUUUAUUCAAAAUAAAAUGUAUUUUUACUUUUAAAAGCAUACCUCACAUA